Molecule: messenger RNA, 4920 nt
Organism: Python bivittatus (Burmese python)
Lineage: Eukaryota; Metazoa; Chordata; Lepidosauria; Squamata; Pythonidae
Gene: LSR
Product: lipolysis stimulated lipoprotein receptor
Biological process (GO): establishment of blood-brain barrier; tricellular tight junction assembly
Cellular component (GO): tricellular tight junction; plasma membrane
Source: RefSeq, a predicted model, not a curated record
GGGAGUCGGUUGCCGCAAAACAGCUUCCCCGUGAGUAAGCCUGGGCUUCGGCUCCCCGCUUCCCUGAAGGAGUUGGUAGUUUCCGUUCCUUGGGCGAGGCUCCCUCUCGCCAGGGCAGCACCUGAGGCGCGCACGGACUGGGACGCGGCGCUCGGGAGCGUCGGAGGCAGAGCGGGGCGGGCUGCGGAGCCCCGCCGAAGAGCCCAGGGAGCGAGGUGGGCUUGGAAACGAACGAGUCCGGGAGCGCUUAUCCCGCCACCUUCCCCCGCGGAGCGGACCGACUCAGAGUCCGUACAAAGGUUGGGAAAUGGAGACCCAGAGGACGCGUCGGCCGGCCGCGCUGCCCCUGCUGUGGUUCUUGGGCGCUGCCUGGAUUUUAGAUUCUGCCGCUGCGAUGCAGGUCACUGUGCUGAAUCGCUUCAACGUAGUCAUCCUCUUUCAACCUGUGACUCUUCAGUGCAACUAUCAGACCACAGCAACCCAGCCACCUAUCGUCUUGUGGAAAUACAAAUCCUACUGUCGGAGCCGCCUGGCUGAUGCUUUUAACCCCAGCAGCCAGGAGAGCCAGCUCAACAACCAGCUACAAGCAAACAAUCCUGGAUACAACCCUUACGUGGAAUGUCAAGACAACUCCAGGACAGUGCGAGUUGUGGCCACCAAGCAAGGCAACACGGUAACCCUGGGGGAAUUCUACCAGGGCCGGCGCAUCACUAUCACUAAUGAUGCUGACCUCAGCAUAGAGCAGACUGCUUGGGGGGAUAGCGGUGUUUACUAUUGCACCGUGACAUCUUCACAAGACUUGCAAGGCAACAAUGAAGACUACGCUGAACUCAUUGUAUUGGGCAAGUCCUCCGGUGUCUCAGAGCUUUUGCCAGGCUUUCAGAUAGGGCAUAUGGAAGAUUGGGUCUUUGUGGUCUUGGUUGUGCUGGCCUUCUUUCUGGUCUUCCUGCUCCUUGGAAUCUGUUGGUGCCAAUGCUGCCCCCAUACCUGCUGCUGUUAUGUCCGAUGUCCUUGUUGCCCGGAGAAGUGCUGCUGCCCCGAAGCACUCUACCUAGCAGGGAAAGCUGCAACAUCUGGAGUCCCCAGCGUUUACGCGCCCAGUAUUUAUGCCUCCAGCAAUCCGUUGAAGCCAGCUCCCCCAGCCACCAUGAUCCCUAUGGGCCCAAUGUCUCCAAUGUACAAUGGUUAUGGAGUGGAUUAUGAUCGGGCCAGCUCAGUUGGUGGAAACAGCUCCCAGGUGCCCCUCCUGAGGGAUACUGAUAGUGUUGCAAAUGCUGCUGUACGCAGUGGCUAUCGCAUCCAAGCCAACCAGCAGGAUGACUCCAUGCGGGUGCUCUACUACAUGGAGAAGGAGCUGGCCAACUUUGACCCCACCCGCCCAGGGCAGCCCAAUGGGAGGCUUGAGAAAGCCUCUGUGAUGAGUGAACUAAGCUCUCUUCAUGAAGACGAUCGGCGUUACGAGCUGCGGCAGGGGUUGGGGCGGCUGCGUGGCCAGGCCAUGUCUCCCAUCAGUGACCUGGAGGAGGAAAGUGUACGGAGCAGUGAGAACCGGCGCUUGCUGCCCAACACCUGGCGCGACCGUUAUGAGGAUUCCCCACUGCAGAGCUAUGCUCGACGCCCACGUUCCCGCUCGGUGGAUGCUCUAGAUGACUUUGAACGGGACCCCUACCCUUCCCGGCCCAGAAGUCGGGAUCAACACGGCUCAGAUAAUGAAUGGCAUCGCCGGGAUUAUUCCCCUGACUCCCGCAAUGACUCUGAGCGCUACAAUAGACGCCGGAGUCGAAGUAGGGAUGACCUGCGGGACGUGGAGCGAACCUAUUAUGAUAACCGACUCCUGGAGGAAGCACUGCGGAAGAAGCAGCGGGCAGGUAGCCGUGAAGACCUGGAUCAUGGAAGUGCCUCAAGCGGGAGAUCUGGCAACAGGAAAAACCGGGAUGAUGAUAGCGAGGGCUUUCCUCCACCACCACCACCUCCGUACACAGAGACUGAAUCUGUGUCUUCCCGUAGCAAGGAUGACCGCAAGCUGCGAAGGAAUCAUGCUGUCAGCAGAGAAAGCUUGGUGGUUUAAUUCUUUCCACUUGUUUUGGAAUAUGAGAGACUCUGUGUCUUGAAUGGCUUCAGGAACACACUUCAUGUGUCAGCAUCAGUUUUAUUCAGGAGGACCCAGAGAUGAAAUGGUGCAGCAUUUGUGCUGGAUCUAUGCAGCUGUCAGAAGAACAAGUUGACCGCACCAGGUCACCUCUCUGUGUCUUAGCUCAUUUUCAUCACAUACAGGCUAAGAUUCUUCAGAUUCUUAGUAUUACAGACAUUUUUAAAUACAUUUUUGGUACUCCUUUUAAAUUUCAGAGCUAUAUAUUUCUGUACUAUUUUGGAAAGAGGGUCACUUCAAAUGUGAUCCCUUGAUACUGCACAGAGAAAGAAAUUGCUUACUUCAUUGAACACCACAUGGGCGUCUACUGGCCUUUUAUUUUUUUCCCCCCAUACUUUUGAAGAUAAUUCCAAAGAAGACACAUUUAUUUGUGUUACCUUUUUAAUUCUGAUUUUAAAUGAGUUCUUUAAACACAUUUGAUACUUAAGUGGUGUGGCUUUGUGUAGGUAUAAUUUUAGGGCUUUUUAGAACCAGAGUAUAAAACUACUGAUGCUGUAAAUAUUUAAGUGAUAAGCAGCCAUGUUUUUUUUUCAUGACUGUGUUUUUUUUAAAAAUGAGAUUACCGUUUUAUAGGAAUGAAAAUAGAAAUGAGUGGCUCAAAUAUAUCGUCUAGAUUGCAACAUUUUCACAGAGUGGAACAGUUUUACUUCAGUCUUCCCAUCCCUCAUGUCCUCCAGAUGUGUUAGACCACAUCUUGGACAUCUAAGUGUACGUUCUGAAAGUUAUCCACCAUAUUGGAGAAGAUGAAGUUGGAGAAAAUGUGGAUGACUCAUUCUGCUCUUUUCCCUUUAAUAAAUACAGGGCACAACAAAGCAUAGUUUUCUUAUUUCUCCAGAAAAGCCCUGUAUUUUAAUUCAGGAGAGAUAUUUCCUAGAGACACUUAAAAAUGAUGUAGAAUUACAUUAUGUAAGUUUUAUUUGGACUUCUUUAUUAGACUAUGUUCAAACGUUGUCCUGAAAUGUGAUGAAGCAAUAUCAAUUCUCUGACUUCCUGCUUGAGGACAUAUGAAAGGUGUAAAUUUAUUUUAAGUUAACCUAAUUGGCAUGUUCUUAAUGGCUGAAGAUUUUUAUUGGAGAGUUCAUAGACCUGGUUUCUCAACUGGUACCUGUAAUAUUGAAGCUGAUUUAUCACUGGGGAAAUCUCUAUAAUAGAGACACUUUUGCUCUGCCAAAAGGAUAUUUGAAUUGUAGUCUUCUUACACAGAAGUAAGUUUAAUUAAACUUGAUCAGAUUUACUUUGGGGGGUUUACAUUAGAUGUAAUGUAAUGGGAUGAGUGUGAAAAGUGAACGCAGAAAAACGUGAGCAGGGAACAGUGACACGGUUCUUCCUUUGCAGAAAGUGUGCCAAUCCUUUCAUUCCUCUUAGCUGCUUUUUUCUUAUGAGAAUAAAAGGUUGCUUAUGUGUGCUCUGGGAGACAAAUUUUGAGUGGGCAACUUCAGGGAAAAAAAAAAUCUCUUCCUUUUCUUCCCUCCUUUUUCACUCAUGGUUUUAGAUUCCUACAAUUGCUGUUCAUUUUGAAAAUGCUCACGUAUUGCAUGACUGGAUGACUUACAUUCAUCUGUCCUGGAACUUGUAGUUAGGUCCCUCGUUCCAGUUUUACAGAGAGGAAAAUAAAUAGAUGGGUGAUACUUUCAAACUGUCCACCAGGAGGCAGAUGAACAGCUGUUCUUGUGUAGAAGCAAAUAUAGCACAAUGGGAUGUUUCCUGAGUUGUUAACACAAAAUGCCGGCUGUUUACCAGCCAGUCACAAGGGAGAGGCAGGUUGGAUCAACUACGUUUACAUAUCUUGUUGAAUGGCCAUAAAACAAGAAAGGCUAUCCUCACUCAUCGAUGUUUUCACAAUGUAGGGAUAUGUUUUGUGAAUAAAAAGCCGAGACACUCUUCAGUGGUGCCUGGGGUAUUAUUCAUAGCAUAAACAGAGAAAUUCUCAGGUAUGUGUAUUCAUGUAUGUCUGCAAACACUCUUUGCAACUGAGAUUGAUUUUCAGGUAUCAGACAGUAUCAACAGGAAUCAAUACUGGAUCCAUGCUGUGCAAAUAAUGUCAGGCCUGCAUCGCUUGAAAGAUGCUAACUAGUUUUAAAGUAAUCGUCUUACCACGGCGGUCUUCUGCAACCUAGUGCUUUUCAGAUUUGGGGGAUUAUAGCUUCGGUCCUUCCUAGACAAUAUGGGCCAUCUGGAUUGGGACGAUGGGAAUUGCAAUCCAACCCAUCCUUAAAGGCUGCCAGAUACUCUCUGACCACUUGAUCAUUUUGGGGAGGAGGAUGAUGUUCGGGCUGUGUCACAUUUGGACUGGAUGUUAAAGGCUUACGCUGUUGUGUUUGGAAGGCUGGGUAAAUAGCAGGCCUUUUUUUUUUUUUCUUCAAAACAUAAGGUUUUCAGAACCAUCAUGCUAAAGCUUGAAAGUUUAAGUUUUAAUGAAGCGACCUAGUGAACAGCAAGAACAAGAUGCAUUCCAAUAAGGAGGUCUGCAUAUAGCCUCUUGUUCUGUUUUAUUUUUUAUUUAUUUCUUUAUUUCUUUGGGGAUGGAACCCAUGGAUAGUGUAGUGAUGAAGGAACCGGAUUAGAAAUGGGGAGCCUGUGAGUUCUAGUCCUCCUUUAGGCAUAGAAACUGGCCGGGUGUCUUUGGGCCAGUCCUUCUCCCUCAGCCCAACCCACCACACAGGGUGGUGGUUGUGGGGAAAAUCAGAGGCGGGACCGUUAUCUACGCUGCCUUGAAUUGUACAAAAAUAAAGACAGGAUAUAAAUCUAAUAAUAGUAACAACAUAGUUUCA